AUGGAGAAUGAGAGGGAAAAGCAAGUUUACUUGGCGAAGCUCUCUGAGCAAACCGAAAGAUACGAUGAAAUGGUUGAGGCGAUGAAGAAAGUUGCUCAACUUGAUGUGGAGCUCACGGUAGAGGAGAGAAAUCUAGUCUCUGUUGGGUACAAGAAUGUGAUUGGAGCAAGGAGAGCUUCAUGGAGAAUACUAUCAUCCAUUGAGCAGAAGGAAGAGUCCAAGGGAAAUGAGGAAAAUGUCAAGCGGCUUAAGAAUUAUCGAAAGAGGGUUGAAGAUGAGCUUGCCAAAGUUUGUAAUGAUAUCUUGUCCGUCAUCGACAAGCACCUCAUUCCUUCGUCUAACGCUGUGGAGUCAACUGUCUUUUUCUACAAAAUGAAAGGAGAUUAUUAUCGCUAUCUGGCAGAGUUCAGCUCUGGUGCUGAACGCAAGGAAGCUGCAGAUCAGUCUCUUGAGGCAUAUAAGGCUGCUGUUGCUGCUGCAGAGACUGGUUUGGCACCCACACAUCCAGUUAGGCUUGGCUUGGCCUUGAACUUUUCCGUUUUCUACUAUGAGAUCUUAAACUCUCCUGAGAGCGCAUGCCAAUUGGCUAAGCAAGCAUUCGAUGAUGCAAUUGCUGAACUUGACAGUCUGAACGAGGAAUCAUACAAGGACAGCACUCUUAUUAUGCAGCUACUUAGAGACAAUCUCACCUUGUGGACUUCUGACCUCACAGAGGAAGGAGAUGAGCGAUCCAAAGGUGAUGAGCCUCAAGAAGAGAAUUGA
This is a messenger RNA of Arabis nemorensis, 762 nucleotides long. The record is from the annotation of a GenBank genome assembly. NCBI's taxonomy places the organism in Eukaryota, Viridiplantae, Streptophyta, Magnoliopsida, Brassicales, Brassicaceae.